This is a messenger RNA of Closterium sp. NIES-67, 4792 nucleotides long. The record is from the annotation of a GenBank genome assembly. NCBI's taxonomy places the organism in Eukaryota, Viridiplantae, Streptophyta, Zygnematophyceae, Desmidiales, Closteriaceae.
AAGGAGCCGCUAGACACGCCCUGAGUGUCCUCCUUGGCCUCCCAAGGAGUGUCCGCGCUUACCGGCGCGGCGACGCACACUGCGGCGUCGGAGCUUAGUAGCCGUGUGACUCCCGUCCCCGUCUCCCCGUCGCCAGCCCUAGUGAUUCUCGCAAGUCUAGAGACGUCCCUCGAAGCUCGUUAGUGUCCCACCCGCGCAGACUCCCUUCCCCGUCUUGAGAGCUCCCCACGACUACAGCGAGUGUAACGACGUCCUGAAACACUCGCUAGCGUCCCACUCGCGCAGACUCCGUCGCUUGUUUCGAUUCCGUGCGACGACUCCCGAUCGGCCAAUCCUGAAUGGCCACGUGGGAAGAGAGGAUCCGCGCUUGCGCGGAGCGGUUGUGUGAUCUGCCGGACGCGUCAUUUGAAGAGAUCGAAGCCACGUCAGCACAGCUGAGGCGGCUGCUGGAGGACGGAUGCCACGUGGGAUGUGCAAGUUCUCGGAAACCAGCAACAGAAAAGGGAGAAACAGGAGGAGCAGCCGGAGCAGGAGAGGCAGGAAUUGAUAGCGAGUCUCGUGCUGCUGCGGAUAGUGCUGGAAACGGCUCGCAAGGCCAGGGCCAGGGCCAAGGCGAUUCCGCCCCUUCUGUUAUGGAUGAGCACAACCGUGAGGGGGCCGUGAUGCGAGUGCUGCAGCUGCUGCUGUCGCUGCUCGCGGGACGCAAGGCAUCUCUCCUCAUUGACCGUGCCUCGUGGGACAUCCUCCGCUUCCUCUCCUCGCCACUCCCCUCCUCCUCCACCUCCUCUCCUUUUCUCUCCCCACCUGCCCCAGCGGACGCCUCCCCCGGGUGCUGCGUGCUGGCCUGCCAGGCGGUGGGGGAGGUGGCAUCUGGGGCAGGCGACCCCCGCGAGGUGCAUGCUGCGCUGGUGGAGGGGCUCAGUGGCAGCAUGCGGUGGGCGCAGGGGGGGGGCGGAGAGGGGGAAGCGGAGGGGGGAGAGCGGGAGGGAGGGGAGGAGGGAGAGGAAGGAGGAGAGGAAGAGGGGAAAACGAGGGAGGAGCGUUGGAGCUGGUUGCUUGCUCCGUUUGGCACUCAGCUCGCCCUCCUUGCUGGCUUGCAUAUCACUCUACCCCGCAUCCCUCGCCAGCGCCAUCGCUUCUUCACUCACUUGGCUCCUCUCCUCCUCCACCUCUCCUCCCGCGCCUCUCACCAUGCCGUGCUGCCGCCCUCCCAUGCCUCGUCCCACGCCGUACCACCCCCCUCCCCCAGUAAGCCUCCUCUGCCGGCAUCCUGCACCAACGCUCAAGCGCCCUCCUCCCAUCCCUCGCCCCCCUUCCUCUCCCCUCUCUCUGCGGAGCUCUUCCUCCCCCCACCUCCCCCGAGCCCGUAUCCCUCCCGUGCUCCAACCCCACCGCACCUGGCUGUUCCAUGCAGCAAGGCACCAUGCCCCGCGCAUGUGGGUGAGGGGGGCGCAGGGGAUGCGGUGCCACAGAGGGGCAUGGGAGGGCAAGAGAGUGAGACUGCAAGAGCAGGAACCACGGUGCCAGGUGGCACGGCGGCGGCAUGCGGCGUUCUGCAAGGAGGGUCAGUAGAAGGCACUGCAGCAUGUGAUAGCGCAGAGUCGAAUCGCAGGGUGGGCUCAGGGGAUGCAGAUAAGGGCCCCCCUGGCAUCCCACUCUCCAUCCCCCCCAUCCCCCCGAUGCUCCCCUUCCCCUCCGGCACUCGCUCAGUCAUCCCUGACCUCCGCGUGCCUCCCAGCAGCAGCAGGGAGGCGGCCUGGCUGGUGUGCCAUCGCUGCAUGCACCUGGUAUUCGCUGCAGUUACUCGGGCUAUAGUCCCGCCAACAACAGCCACUGCAACGUCUGCAGCAGGCAGUGAAAUCUCCCCCUGCCCUGAGCUCUCUCCCCAGCAUGUGCUGGCCGCCCAGACGGCCACUCUGCUGCUGCUCCUCUCUCUCGCCCGCUGCUCCGCCUUCCUCCUCUCCAUCCUCUCCUCCCACCCGCUCCCCUCCUCCUCCCAUGCCCCUCCCACCCACCCCUCCUCCCCCUCCUCCUCUCUUCCCUCACAACCCUCUCCCCCUUCACCCGCCUCACCCCUCUCCCCCUCCCUCCCCCUCAUCUCCCCUGUGGCCAGCGCCCUUGCUGCUCUCGGCUGCCGUCUCGGCUGCUUGUGGCCCCCUCGCUCGGGCAAUGGAGCAACAGGUGCAAGCGCAGGCACAAACGAAAGCGCAAUUGCACCCAGCAGCACCACUAGCGGCAUGAAUACAAGCAGCCCCACCAGCAGUGCAGCCAGAAGCAGUGGUGCUGCCAGUGCCAGCGUCACGCCCCCCUCUCUCCUCCCCUCUGUUGACCUCCUCGCCUUGAGCGUGUGUGGGGACUUCAGCGGAGAUGAUACAGCGAGUGGCGGUGCUCCUGCUGCUGCUGGCACAGCUUGGCUGGGAGCAGUGAAGGCUCUUCUAAGGCCAGAUGAGGAGGAAGGGGAGGAAGAGGAGGAGGAGGAGAGAGGAGAGGAGGGAGAGGAGGAAAGAGUAGAGGGAAGGAGAGCAAGCAGCGAAGAGAGGGAGAAGAGAAAGACUGAGAGGGAAAGGAGGGAAGUGGAGUGGUUGGAAACAGUGCAAGGGGAGGUGAGGGAGGGAGUGGCAGUGCUGCUGCUGUGGGUGCUGCUCCAAGCGUCUGAGCCACUCACCAGAAGCAGCAGCACCAUCCCUUUAGACCGUUCCUCUCUCAUCAAAGUGCUCGGCGCCGCUCCAUGUCUUCUUGAGGCAGGCUUCCCAUCCAGGGAGGGAGGUGGGGGAGGAGGUGGGGGUGCUGGUGCUGGUCCUCCUGGUGGUGGGACAAUGGGAGGAGUGGGAGGAGUGGGAGGAGUGGCAGACGUUCUUUUGAGGAGAGUUGCCGGAAUACGCUUGGUUCACGCUGCUCUAGAUGGCUACUCCCCCUCAUGCUCCCCCUCUCACUCUCCCUCUCUCUCACACUCACUCUCUCCUGAAGCACUGCUAACAGCCAGUCCCAGCUCUUCUGACAGAGACGCCUCUGCUGCUGCGAUUAAAGAAGUGACACGUGUCACAUCGUCAUUGGCUCGUGUGAUGAUGUCAGCGGUCGGCUCGUCUGCUCUGCGCCGGGCGGCGCACCGUGCCAUGCUGGCGGUGCUGCGGGCGGCGGCAACAGAUGGGGAGAGGCUGGAGUGUGUCAAGAGGCUGGUGGUUGAGUUCAGAGAAGAAAGCAUGAUGGUGUCCCUCCUCCUCUCGUUUGCCAAGGAUGAAGUGAACCGAGCAUGGCCUCACUUGCAGCCUGCACCAACCACGUCAGCAUCACCAUCCACAUCAGCUUCACCAUCCACAACAUCACUUCCGUCAUCCACAUCAUCAGUCCCACCAGCAUCGGUGCCUCAGGCGCAACCGUCAGUGGCAGGCUUAAUCUCUCCUUCCCAUCCUCCCCACUCCACCCCUGCUCUCCCCGCCUUCGCCUCUCCGGUCAUCCUCCCCCUCCUUGACCUUGUCCUCGACCCUUCAGCCUCUUCUCUCCGUGCCACCAUCAAUGACCGUGCCUCCACUCCUGCUGCUGCUGCUGCUGCUGCUGCUUCCUGUGAUGCUGCUGGUGCCAAUGCUGCCCAGUCUCCCUGCUCGCCGCCCUUCUCCUUCCACCUGCCAGCUCACUCAGACGCCCUCAUAGCAGCUCUCAACCUCCUGCGCUUCAUCCUCAUCAGAGAGCAGCAAGCACCCACUGCCAUCCACUCGCCUGCCCCCCUACCUUCCCUCCUCAGAGAGCAACUGCACAGCCCACCCACUGCCAACCCCACAGAGCAACAAGCACCCAUACCUGUUAUUUCGUGCCCCGAGGAGCAGCAAUCAGCCAACCCACUCCCUUCCAACCCCCUGCCCUCCCCGCCCCCCCCACCCUCCCCCACCUCACUGCGCGCCAAGCCCAACCUCCUUCGUGCCAGAACCUGCUGGCUGCUGCCUCUGCGCUCCACUGCUCUCGCCGCCCGGGCUUCCCUGGAAUCCAGGAAAAGAUCCCUGGAAUCCAGGAGAGCAAAGGUGGCGGGUAGAGGAGGGGAGGGUGGGAGGAUGGGGUGUGGGCACGUGAAGCAUGGGCAUGGAGGGGCGAGUGAGGUGGGGAAAGGGGAGAGGCGGGGUGAGGAGGGUGAGAGUGAGGAGGAGGAGGAGGAGGAGGAUGAGAUGGGGGGAAUGGAGGAGCAGCUAUGGAUGAGAGAAUGGAUGGGAGUGGAGACGGUGCUCUCUCUCGUGGCCCGGUGCCUGGAGCUGGUGGAGGCAGAUGGAGGACUCUAGAGGGACGGACUGAACUGCCACGUGGCAGGAGGCUCGUUUUGAGACGUCUCGGUGCAAGGCAACCAUCAUGUUUCGGUGGGGACAUGAAUGAGAGAGUGGAUGGGAUUGGAGACCGUUCUGUCUCUUGUGGCCAGAUGCCUGGAUUUGGUGGAGGCAGAUGGGGGAGUCUAGAGGGGGUACUAACUUUGGCUGCUUUAUUUGGGUGUGUUCUGCCUUCGGGCAUCACCUCAACAACAGAUGCCCGGAGCCGGUGGAUGGAGGCAGAUAGAGGAAUAUAUAUUUCCUGAAUUUGUGUGCUUGGGCUUCCGCUUGUGUCUGUUUUUGAGGCGCCUGAACAAUGAAUGCUUGCAGCUUAUGAAGGAGGAUGGUGUUAAAGGAGCUCUAGGCUAGGAUACUAGGCAGGAACAAGGCCGCCAUGAAUGUGGCGGCGGGGUUUAGCUAGGAGCUGGACGAGAGUGUCGAGAGAGAAGGGGGUUGGAUUAGGAAGAGAGGGGAGUACAAGGAGGGGUUUGUACCCCCUACAGAAA